AUGGUCAAAGUGAAGCUGAGAGUCCCCCUCUCGUCAGCACCACGCGAAACCUCUUCUCCACUGGCCAACCCAAACCCGCUCCGUUCAGCACCGGACUAUUCUGACGAUGACGAAGAGACCAUUCCUCAACCACGCAAUGGUGGCAGUCCCUCCGCCUCCACCGGUGCUGCUGGUCUUGACGAGGACGAUGAAGCUGGCUCCCUCAACAGCCAAGACGAAGACGAAGACGAAUUGGACGAACUCGACGAGCUCGAAGAAGAAGACGAAGAUGGCACACCCGCCGCAGCCAAUUCCUCCACUUCUACCCCCAAACGCCGCAGUAUCACACUCAAACCUCGGUCCUCCGCCCCCGGCGGUGGAGGCAGCUCAGCUUCACCCUCGGGGGAUGGCUCUGCUAGUCCAGCGAACAAAGUCGUACGACGUGGAAACCAAGCCCGCAUAGCCCAAGUUCGAAAUAUGACCGUGGAGGAAUUGGACGCGUUGCCUGCAGCAAAGAGAAGGAAGACGGCAAAGGCAAGAGGUGCUGCUGGACCAGGUAGAGGGUGGAGGAAAGGUUUGACGAAAGGUCAGAAACCUGUGUAUGAGUUACCGUCCGCUGAGACGACGCCUGCUACUUUUGGUGAUACUACCAAUGCCAGGUCUUCUCCCGCGAUCGAUGCUGUAGCGGUGAGGGUGAAAAGCGAAGGCACACCCACACCCUCAGCUGCUGCUAUUCCCAAGUCGAAAUCAUCUUCGACACUCGCAGCUGCGCCUGCAAAACCAGCGAGUUCGUCUCAUGGAGGUGGAGCUUCUUCAUCGAUCAAGAUCGUGUCUGGACCUGGUGGGCAGACUUUCACGGGUGAUCUCAGUGCUAAGGCCGGAACAGCUAAAAAUCCUGGGUUCAGGUAUCCUCCAUUACCGUCAUCAAGAGCUGGACCUCCUGUACAGCCAAUAGCUAGGAUCCCGACGGCUUUCCAGACGGUGGUUCCGCUAGAGAGGACGAAUAGGCAGCCGAGAAGAUGGUUGAAAGCGAAAAGGGAGAUCUUGAGUAUGGGUGGAAGGCCGUGGAGUAUUCCCGUUUUCUAUGGUGGUGAAGAUAGGGGGUACGAGAAGAAGUUUGAUGUUCCAACGACCACUGCUCCGGGGCAGACGGCAGCGGCAGGUGGAGCAGGCGCAGGGGGAGGAGGAGAGAAAGCAGCGCAAAGUAAAGCUGGAACCCCGUCUACAGCGACAAAGACUGUUUCUCCUACUCCGACGCCUACGCCUACUGCUGUUGCUCCGGGGGCGAGUGCGGGUGGAAGUGCGAAUACGGUUCAGGGUGGUGCGAUGAAGGUGGUGGCGGCGGGAGGAUCGCCUCUGCCUCCACCAAAGCAUUUGGGUGGGCUCACGGCUCAAGCUGAGACUAACUGGCGUGGUCAAUCGCCUGCUUUCUUGUUCGGAGGUCGUUGA
Molecule: messenger RNA, 1428 nt
Organism: Ustilago hordei
Lineage: Eukaryota; Fungi; Basidiomycota; Ustilaginomycetes; Ustilaginales; Ustilaginaceae
Exons: 1
Coding region: 1-1428 (475 amino acids)
Source: RefSeq, a predicted model, not a curated record